Messenger RNA from Rhagoletis pomonella (apple maggot), 2841 nucleotides. It is a transcript of the gene dgt6, whose product is annotated as augmin complex subunit dgt6. Gene Ontology annotation, cellular component: mitotic spindle microtubule; HAUS complex. Lineage: Eukaryota; Metazoa; Arthropoda; Insecta; Diptera; Tephritidae. The coding region runs from base 283 to 2841 and encodes 852 amino acids. Gene Ontology annotation, biological process: spindle assembly. The transcript is spliced from 6 exons. The record is from RefSeq and is a predicted model, not a curated record. Gene Ontology annotation, molecular function: microtubule binding.
AUUACUACGAUUUUGAAAACGUAAUCAGCAAUACGUUGUAUAAAUUUAAGCAUUUGUCAACACUCUAACCGAUCAUUCACAAAUUGCCACAUUCACAAUAGUGUUAAAAAUUGUGAACAAAUUUUAGUGAAAAUUCCAAUUUGAAAAUGCCAGAAGUUUUUCUGGGUGCAAUUAGGAAAAUUAUCCGCGCUAAGAACUUAAUUUAUCGGGAAAAUUGUCACGUAUUCUCAUAUCUUUGAGCAUAAUGUGCAGAUUCAAUGUGUAGAGCAAUUAUUUAUCGCAAUGGAUCGUACAAUUAUCGCCGUACAGCGUGCGGAAGAACGAGAUCUCAGUGAAAAAUUGUACAAAAAGCUACGCGGGUUGGGCCUAUUGCAACCGCCUACAGAUGAUCUACGAAAAUGUUUGAGCGAAGAAAUGUUUAUAAAACCCAAUCCUCAGGCGUUUUUUCACGUAAUGCACUAUCUUUUUUGUUUGCUGGAUGCGGUCGAGUUCAAAAAACGCUUCUAUUGGCCCAUAACAGAUAAACGUUCCGAGGCAAAUUUCCGAACAAGCACUGUGGAAUACUUGAAAUAUUUGAAUGAGAAACAUAAACUGCAUUGGGGUGACAUCAAGUCGUACUUAGUUGUCAUGCCGGGUGGUAAAAAGUUUAUAAUAUUUUUAUUGGAUUUUGUAACAUUUGUGGUCCAGGAGCAGAUCCGCCAUCGAGAGAAAUUAUUAGGUGCAGAGGUUGAAGCAGGACAUGUCGCUGACCUAAAUUUAAAGCGCAUGCGAAAACAAAAUGCAUUCUUCAAACAUUAUGCUUCAGCUUAUAUCAGUAAUGUGGAUGAGCUAAUAGUGCAAUUACGUGACAAAACCCAGCAAUUAAAUAAUAUAUUGGAUACGUUGGCUCAAGAAACAGGCAAAAGCAAAGCACAAUUAUGCAAUGAGCAAUUUAUAGUGUUGUAUGAGAAAUCGAAUAAGGAAUUAUUUCAAGAUACGUUCGCCAAAGAUUCUGACAUGGUUCGCAAAUUAGAACAACCACUCGUGGGUUUGAAGCAGCUCAUGGAGAAAUUUCAACUGAGAGAAGCGGAAAUGAAAUUCGAUAAAAGUCGUGUGCGACAGGCAAUACAGAAAAUUGGUGAUGCAACUAAUGCUGAAAACUUAGAAACAUUUCUGCAUCCCAGUGCAAAAUCCAUGGACGAUGUCAAAUUGUAUGAACUCAUCGUUACAUUUAAUAUAAUUCAACCAGACUUAGAAAAUGCUUUCAAUGAAGUAGAGCAGUCAAGAAGUUGUGGCGAACUAGUUACAUCAGAGUUAUCUACACUAAAAUAUGAAUACCAACAAUUAGAAAAACAAAUCACAAGUUUUCAACUGUUUUUAAAUUCACAGAUGAAAAAACAUUGUAAUCCGCGAAAACCGACUCCAGGAGAGUCGACCGACGAUUGCACUUCUUUAAUGAUGAAGUAUGUUUGCACACCCCCAAUCAAAUUGGAAACGCAAAAUGGUGCUCGUAUGGAUAGUAUGCGCUUACCACUUUUCGCCGAUGUACAAGGGAAAUUUAUGUCAGACUCAUUUUACGGAAAUGUUUCAGUUUUGCCGCGCUCCGCACGUAAACAAGCAGCUAAAAACACUUCCGUUGAAAUGAAUAAUACCUUGAACAAAUCACGCGUUAUCGAUUCAAUGCAUUUAUUGCGAACCAUUCAUACUGCACGUACUGCACGUGCACAACGCAAAACUUUAAAUAAUACUUCAUCAUCGACUGCUUUGUUGAGUACAAGUUGGCGAGAACGCCAAAACAUUUUUCACAAUGAUUUGGAAUCUGAACCAGUUCCAAUAGCCGAGAAAGCAAUGAAUACGAAUAAUAUUAGUGCCACCCUGAAUAAAAGCAUAGAUCGCACAACUGAUAUAGACACUAGUAAUGCGCAUAGUGGCCAGCAACGUUAUAGCACAUCACCCUACACCCCCUUUAAUUCCAAUGACCGAACUCGCAUUCCUCGUACACAGUUACUCGAAGCGAUAAGCAGUAGUAGUGGAAGUGGUGGCACAAAGGCAAAAGUCUUUUUCUCAAGACGACUUUCAGCGGUGCAGAAGGUCCAAGGUGAUUGUCUGAAUAUCGCCAAUAUGAGCACUAGUCCAUCAGGGCGGCUAGAUCCGCUUGUACCGCCUGCAGUGGAAUGGAGCGAAACGCCAAAACUUAAAUUAAAUGACAUAACAAUGCAGGAAAAUGCAAUUUCCGUUAAUGUAAGUACCAAAUACACAUCUGUGGCCAUAUAUUAUAACAUCUUAAACAUUAACAAUGUGAGUAAUGUUGAUUUUUCUAGUGAUGAUUCGGUUGUUGAUCCUAGUUUUAAUAUAAGUAAUUUUACUGCGCCCAGCUCAGAUGCAGAAAGCGAAGUUAUGAAUACGAAUAAUAUUAGUGCCACCCUGAAUAAAAGCAUAGAUCGUACAACUGAUAUAGACACUAGUAAUGCGCAUAGGGGCCAGCAACGUUAUAGCACAUCACCCUACACCCCCUUUAAUUCCAAUGACCGAACUCGCAUUCCUCGUACACAGUUACUCGAAGCGAUAAGCAGUAGUAGUGGAAGUGGUGGCACAAAGGCAAAAGUCUUUUUCUCAAGACGACUUUCAGCGGUGCAGAAGGUCCAAGGUGAUUGUCUGAAUAUCGCCAAUAUGAGCACUAGUCCAUCAGGGCGGCUAGAUCCACUUGUACCGCCUGCAGUGGAAUGGAGCGAAACGCCAAAACUUAAAUUAAAUGACAUAACAAUGCAGGAAAAUGCCGUUUCCGUUAAUGUAAGUACCAAAUACACAUCUGUGGCCAUAUAUUAUAACAUCUUAAGUUCAGUUAAGUCAAAAUGGAGUUAA